Messenger RNA from Spodoptera exigua (beet armyworm), 1631 nucleotides. The record is from the annotation of a GenBank genome assembly. NCBI's taxonomy places the organism in Eukaryota, Metazoa, Arthropoda, Insecta, Lepidoptera, Noctuidae.
ACAAGUCGCUCCUCGACCUUCUUCACACACGGACAACUACACGAUAAAGAAGCAGCAUGCUGCUGCCGAAGGAGCUGAAGUAUGCAGCCAUUGCUGGCGGGGUGGCGCUUUUUGGACUCAUCUUCGGAUGGGUGCUAUUUCCCACCAUUUUGAAGAGCCAGCUAAAGAAGGAAAUGGCUCUAUCGAAGAAAACGGAUGUCCGCCAGAUGUGGGAGAAGAUUCCUUUUCCAUUAGACUUCAAGGUUUACAUAUUCAACUACACUAAUGCUGAAGAAGUAGCGAAAGGAGCUGUACCGAUACUUAAAGAAAUUGGACCAUACCAUUUCGACGAAUGGAAGGAAAAAGUAGAAGUCGAAGACCACGAGGAAGAUGAUACGAUAACUUACAAGAAACGUGACGUAUUCUAUUUCAACCCAGAGUUAUCUGGUCCAGGUCUCACAGGAGAAGAAACUGUGGUAAUACCACAUGUGUUUAUGCUGGGCAUGGCACUAACAGUACACCGAGAAAAGCCAGCCAUGUUGAAUAUGGUUGGGAAAGCGAUGAACGGGAUCUUUGAUGACCCUCCUGAUAUAUUCUUGAGAGUGAAAGCUAUGGACAUAUUGUUCCGAGGAAUGAUGAUAAAUUGCGCAAGGACCGAGUUCGCACCGAAGGCCACUUGUACCGCACUGAAGAAGGAAGGCGUUAGUGGACUGGUUUUGGAACCUAACAACCAAUUUCGUUUCUCGAUAUUUGGAACGCGGAAUAACUCAAUAGAUCCUCACGUGAUAACAGUCAAACGUGGUAUAAAGAAUGUCAUGGAUGUUGGUCAAGUGACAGCAGUUGACGGUCAGACAGUGCAAACUAUUUGGAAGGACCAUUGCAAUGAGUACCAAGGCACAGAUGGUACUAUCUUCCCACCCUUCUUAACUGAAAAUGACCGACUUCAAUCAUUCUCUACUGAUUUAUGCAGGUCCUUUAAGCCAUGGUUCCAAAAGAAGAGUUCAUACAAGGGCAUUAAGACCAACCGCUACGUAGCCAAUAUCGGGAACUUAGCUGAAGAUCCAGAGCUGCAAUGCUUUUGUCCACAGCCAGAUAAGUGUCCUCCUAAAGGCUUAAUGGACCUGGCUCCCUGCAUAAAGGCCCCUAUGUACGCCUCUAUGCCACAUUUCCUGGAUUGCGAUCCGGCCUUAUUGAGCAAGGUCAAAGGUCUCAAUCCUGAUGUCAAUGCACAUGGAAUUGAGAUUGAUUUUGAGCCGAUAUCAGGCACACCGCUUGUAGCAAGACAACGGCUCCAAUUUAAUAUUCAGCUGCUAAAAACUGACAAAUUAGACCUUUGCAAGGAUCUUUCUGGAGAUAUUGUACCUCUAUUCUGGAUUGAAGAGGGCUUGGCUUUAAACAAGUCGUUUGUCAACAUGCUGAAGCACCAGCUCUUCAUUCCGAAGAGAGUGGUAGGUGUACUGCGCUGGUGGAUGGUGUCCUUCGGAAGCCUUGGAGCACUAAUUGGAGUGGUGUUCCACUUCAGAGAUCACAUAAUGCGUCUAGCCGUUUCUGGUGACUCGAAGGUGUCUAAAGUGACACCAGAAGAGGGGGAGGAGCAGAAGGACAUCAGUGUGAUCGGGCCUGCACAGGAACCAGCCAAGAUCAACAUUUAA